AUGAUCUUGCAAUUCAGUCGUUUCGUCAAUUCUGGCGCCGGACUGGAGAAGACGCUGCGUCUGAUCCAGUCCGUGGCCCUGAUCGCAGCGGUGUUCACUGGUGGGAGCACUGCCGUGCGAUUCACGACUGCCAAAUUGCAAUUGGCGCUGACACGUCGCUUCUUCCGUUUCUUUGGCUUCAUUGGGUCCUUCCAGCAUGUCUCGGCGCUGCUCAAGAAGGAAGGGUUGGGGUCAGUGCCUGGGUGGCUGGACCUGGCCAAGUCGACUUGCUUUGGACUCUACUUCUUACUUGAGGACUUGACUAUUCUGCAUGCAAUGGACGUCUACCGCGUCCCUUGGGAAGAGCGGGUAAUGCGUGAGGCAAACACGUUCUGGUUCUACGCUUUAUCUUUCUCUCUCGCCGGUGCUGUCUAUGGAUUGCUUUUCUCUGGGUCUGGGGGGCAGGCAUCCCAGGUGAAGGACCAAAAGGAAAAGGCCGAGGCGGUUGCCGUCGUCAAAACCGAUGCCCCAGAUACUUCAGAUUUAGUGCGACAAAUCGUGGUGAAUUUCUGUGAUUUGCUGAUUCCUGCGAAGUUCCUUGGCUGGAUACCCACGGGCGACCUGGUGCUGGGGGUGACGAUGGUGUUGAGCACCCUGCUGACAGGUCGGGAGAUUUGGAAAAGAAUGAUGCCAUCCUAUCCCACCAACCAAAAACAUCACGGGCGGACGGACCCAUUGUUCAGUUCCACUUAUUUAAAAAACACGGCAGACAUCUUUCUGAUGGGCAAAAAAGAUCUGGACUCGCGGGGAAUCGAACCCCGGACCACUCCCAUGCUAAGGGAGUAUUAUACCACUAAACCACAAGCCCAGUUGUGU
Molecule: messenger RNA, 855 nt
Organism: Penicillium canariense
Lineage: Eukaryota; Fungi; Ascomycota; Eurotiomycetes; Eurotiales; Aspergillaceae
Product: PEX11 domain protein
Exons: 4
Biological process (GO): regulation of peroxisome size; peroxisome fission
Cellular component (GO): peroxisomal membrane
Source: RefSeq, a predicted model, not a curated record